GUGCAAGUGGCUUACAUCUCACUAAACAUGAAAACUUUCAUGGUGGCCUAGAUGCAAUAUCAGUUGGAGAUGGGUUGUUCACUAUCCUGACAACACUUAGUAAAAAAGCAACAACAGUGCAAGUGAUGCUUCAGCCAAUUCUUACCUACAUGGCCUGUGGGUACAUGGGAAGACAGGGCUCUCUCGCCACUUGUCAGUUGUCUGAGCCACUGCUCUGGUUCAUUUUACGAGUGUUGGAUACCAGUGAGGCACUGAAGGCUUUCCACGAUAUGGGUGGUGUUCAACUUAUUUGUAACAACAUGGUAACAAGCACAAGAGCUAUUGUUAACACAGCAAGAAGUAUGGUUUCAACUAUUAUGAAAUUUCUUGAUUCUGGUCCCACCAAAGCAACAGACAGCAGUUUGAAAGCUCGAGUGCUAGCUUCUGAGCCUGAUAAUGCAGAAGGAAUUCACAAUUUUGCGCCUUUGGGUUCAAUCACCUCAAGCAGUCCCACUGCCCAGCCUGCUGAAGUGCUGCUGCAGGCUACUCCUCCCCACAGAAGAGCUCGGUCUGCUGCAUGGUCAUACAUCUUUUUACCCGAGGAAGCUUGGUGCGACCUCACGAUUCACCUUCCCGCGGCUGUGCUCCUCAAGGAGAUCCACAUCCAGCCUCACCUGGCCUCUCUGGCGACUUGUCCUUCAUCAGUAUCUGUUGAAAUAAGUGCAGAUGGUAUCAAUAUGUUACCUUUGUCGACUCCUGUUAUCACAAGUGGUCUCACGUAUAUAAAAAUCCAGCUGGUGAAAGCUGAAGUUGCCUCAGCUGUCUGCCUCCGUCUCCAUCGUCCUCGGGAUGCCAGCACACUAGGCCUCUCUCAGAUCAAACUGUUAGGCCUCACCGCCUUCGGAAACACUUCCUCUGCAACUGUCAAUAACCCAUUCCUUCCCUCAGAGGAUCAGGUCUCUAAAACAAGUAUUGGAUGGUUAAGAUUAUUACACCACUGCCUCACUCACAUAAGUGAUUUAGAAGGAAUGAUGGCUAGCGCUGCAGCACCCACUGCUAAUCUGUUGCAGACGUGUGCUGCUUUACUCAUGUCACCUUACUGUGGUAUGCAUUCUCCAAACAUCGAGGCUGUGCUUGUAAAAAUUGGGCUUCAGUCCACCAGGAUUGGCCUAAAAUUGAUUGACAUACUUCUAAGAAACUGCUCAGCAUCUGGGAGUGAUCCUGCAG
Mesitornis unicolor (brown roatelo) is the source of this 1206-nucleotide messenger RNA. RefSeq names its product baculoviral IAP repeat-containing protein 6-like. The transcript has 6 exons. NCBI's taxonomy places the organism in Eukaryota, Metazoa, Chordata, Aves, Mesitornithiformes, Mesitornithidae. The record is from RefSeq and is a predicted model, not a curated record. The annotation marks the transcript as partial.